Molecule: messenger RNA, 351 nt
Organism: Striga asiatica
Lineage: Eukaryota; Viridiplantae; Streptophyta; Magnoliopsida; Lamiales; Orobanchaceae
Source: the annotation of a GenBank genome assembly
AUGAAUCCUCCGUCAAAUGUCCGAGUCGGGGCCGGGGCCGGGCCUGAACCGAACUCCUGGAAAGUACCUCGAAACAUAUUCCCUAGCAAGAGUUUGAAGAUCAUCGUCAUCUUCAAGCACGUUCUCCUGAUCGACCGAAUUGCAGAAGCUCGACAUGUCCUCAUCGUUAGGUGCCGUGGAGUUGCGCGCGGAGGAUCGGUUGAUGCCGGGCAAGGAGAGCUGAGGUGGCGGCAGCUGAGGUGGGGCCCGCUGGAGCGUCGAUAUUCGGGCCUGCGUGUAGGCCAGUUCGGCCUGGAGAGUUACAACCUGGAUUGGAAAGACCCACAUAUGACUAAAGCCCAAAACGGCUAA